Agrilus planipennis (emerald ash borer) is the source of this 5442-nucleotide messenger RNA. Its product is annotated as CD63 antigen-like. The record is from RefSeq and is a predicted model, not a curated record. NCBI's taxonomy places the organism in Eukaryota, Metazoa, Arthropoda, Insecta, Coleoptera, Buprestidae. The transcript has 4 exons. The coding region runs from base 438 to 1604 and encodes 388 amino acids. Gene Ontology annotation, cellular component: membrane.
CGUCGGUUCGGUCGCAUAAAGUAAAAGCAUGUUCAUAAACUGCUUCGACGUGCACCAGCACCUGGUGCGGCGACACUACGCGACCUCUGUCAUUUGCGCGAAUGUGCGAGUGCGAUUCCUGACGAGUGUUUCACUUGUUACGAAACUUGAUGUCGAAGACUAUGUCUCGACCGUAUUUACAACCAACUUGAACAACGUUGGUAGUUUUUAAUAACAUACAACGAAAGUCUAAUUGAGAAGACAUUCACAAUUACGAUUGGUUUUAGGAAUCUAAAUUGUAAAUUCAGUGGAGCAGACGAAAAAGCGCAUAACGAAGUGUCCAUCUGUCCAUUGCGAUAACCGUCGAGAUCGGCGUGCGGUGGCUGCGUUGGUGGUGCGUCGCUGCUGCGGCUGCUGUGCGACGGUCUGCAUGGGGGUCUUGCGGCGGCCGCAGUGCGAUGAGGACGGCGGCAGCGACGGCUGCGGAUGGAGGCACAAGAUGGCGUCGAGUGGGUGGCUCAGGCCGCGCGGUCAUUGUCGCAGCGGGCUCCACUGAGGCAGCCUGCGGCGGCGGUCUGCGUAGGCGCAUGCCCCUGCGGCGGCCCGUACGUGGGCCGUGCCCGGGCACGGGGCCUCCACCCUGUCGCGCAAUGCGCUACUAUCGUCUUUGGAUCUACACGUGCAACGCGGCCCUGUUCAUGGCCGCAAUCGCGUUCUGCGGCGCGGCCGCACGCACACUCAUCUUCGACUACCGCAGACAACUAGUGCCAUCGUUGACACUCUACCAGCCUUCCUUUUUGUACGCAUGCCUCGCGCUGGCCACUCAAGGAGGCGCCCUACAAGUCUUAGGUUGCAUGGGAGCCCUGCGUCUUUCCGAACGUCUCCUCAACGCCUACUGGCUCCUGCUUCUCGUCCUUCUUUUCGGAGACGUGGUGUUGGGAGCUUUCUGGGCCUUUCGAUUCGAACGGAUUUGCUUGGAUCUUCGGCCCGCGCUAAGAGCACGACUAUGGCGCGAUUACGAAGUCGAUACGAGUUUUGCGCGCCUCUGGGAUCGUCUUCAAGGCGAUACGCAAUGUUGUGGGGUACCGUCAACAUCAUCGACGAUAUCGACUACCGCCGGUUUCGUAACAACCACGGGGGUAGAUUUCAUUAACAACACAAGAAGCAGGGGACCGUGGGACACUCUACCGGCUAGUUGCUGCGCAGAACACGCCGUCAACGCAUCGAAAUGUAUAAGAGCACAUUCAGCAGGAUGUGAUGAACGGCUGUUAGACUAUCUUCACGACACGGCUUCGGUGCUUGCGAUCCUCGGCUACUGCGUGAUGGCCUUCCUCAAGCUGUGCUUCCUCGGUAUCUUGCGCUACGAGAUCCGCGAGAUGAUACAGAAAAUCCGCCUGCUUCGCGCCGAACUCGAGCUACCGAACAACCUGAACGGAACAUUACCGGCUCAUCUGUGCGCGAGCGAUAGCGAACGAGAAUCUCUUCUACAGACCAAGACGGAAGUAUCGACGUUGUUAUCGUCACCUCCAGCACCCAGCAAGAAUCCGCCGAACGGAAACAACAACUACGAAUUAAGAGAGUACCCGACGCGACGAAGUAACGCAACAACAGACGAAAACAUUUGACUAAAGUAUCGCCUGGAGGGCCUGCUCAGUCGCGGACGAUGGCAUCGCGUCAAAAAAGGCCCUCUAGCAACACCACUGGAGGAGAUAUUUAAGAAACCGCUACGACCGAUGCGUCAGCGCGAAAAUUCGCGAUGAAUACUGCAGUAUAUAACAAAAUAUGGCCAACAUAAUCACAAAAUGUAGUAGCACUUACCCACUCACGACCAAUUACCGACAAUUGACAAUAGAUCUCAAUCGGAUAGAUUAAGCGAGCAAACUCAUGGUCCACGUUACUAUUACUAUUAACAACAAUUAAUUUCCAAAGUGUUCAGGAAAUCGUAGAAACAAAAAUUACCAACACUUGGAGAAAAUCGUCAAGAUAUCAGUUACUUAAGUGAAAAUGCGCUCUUUCGGAAAUAUUAUUUAUCACAUAAAUGGAAAUGAGACACAGAAGAGAUUAAAAGAUAAAAUUCUGAGUUGAUUAAAAAUGAGAUGUCCUAUUUUUCUAAAUCUUCAUUAAAAAAGAUAAUGAGUAGCGAAUAGCAAAAAUAUAAAUUCUACUGCAGUCAAAACUUACUUAGAAGCAAAUACGAGAGUACAGAUCUAAAAAUCACUUAGAAAAUCAACGUUAUUUUAGGGACAAUUGCAGGAGAAUAAAUACAAAAUAUGCUCCAAAAUACCGUGCAAUCCCAUGAUUAUAACGAUUUAAAAUAAUCAGAAAGGCGAUUAUUGUAUUACACUAUAUCAAAAAGCCAAAUCAAAAAUUAAAAGUGUAGAAAUAAAUAUGAAGAGCGGGGACAACGAUAGAAGAAAGAAAUUAACAGACAGAUUUACUUGCAUCGGUGCUUUUCUUUAAAGUAGAUAAUUCGGACUUAAAAAAGUGACGGCAAUUUGGUAUCUUAAAACAUGUACAGUAAGUACGUAUCAUAAGAGACAAAAAUCACAUAAUUUAGAGUCACUUGUGCAUGUGAUAUUGAGGCUAGCAGCAGCUCCAAGAAAUAGCCACAAGAAGAAGCAACGAUAAUAACAAAGAAAGGACUGUGUCGAAAUUUAAAUUAACAAAUUUAGAUACCCUUUAUUACUAAAUAAUAAUAAUAAUAAUACUAAUUUAUUAGGUGGAAAAGUCUGCGAAACUAAUCAAACUUGAAUACAAAAAGGAAAACAACGAAGAAAAUAAUGAAUUGGCCGCCUCGUCUAUUGUUUCUCGCAAAAAUUCAACUAUCUUUAUCAAGUAUGCGCUUUCAAGUUAAUUAGUAUCGUAGGUGGUUGUGACUAAUGGGCGAACAAAGAAACAAAUAUUCAGUGGUUGCUGUGAUUUAUUCGUUUGUUGUAUAAUAAAGUGUUAAGUACUGUACGGUGCUUAUCAAUUCACGAGCUUAUUUCGAUGGUGCCUCCUCGUUGAUGACGUAAGGCCAUCAGUUAAUUACAAUAACGAUGUAAAAAAAUAUUACAUACGUAAGUGCGUGUUUUAUGGAUUUAAUUAAGCGAAAAAUCUGAAUGCUGCAACGGUUGUGUUUUUUCUUUUUAUUUUCCUUGAUACAUACAUUCCCUGGAAGGCUGCAAACGAACAUUUCGCAAAGACACGAUCUCGAUAAUUGAACAGAAGCAACAAUUAAAUUAAUAAUAGUAUAUCUAUGUACUUAAUAAAAACGGAUGAAGACAGUUUUGUAGAUGGUUAGUUGUAAAGUUUUGGUGCGCGAAUAAAAAACUGAUACACGAAUGACUUGAAUAAAUUAAACGAGGAUGUUUAAAACCUAUUUAAUCGUAAUCAAAAAAAUAACACUAUCAACUAACACCUUUUGUAAAAGGAUAAUAGAAAGCUGUGGUAAAUGUUACUUGUUGCAAAACAAACAUUUUAUAAUAAUGUUAAGUACCUAACUUGUUUAUUGUACCGUCAUUCUUUAGUUCUUAAAUCUAAAAGAAUGAAGAAAUAAAAUACAAUGUAUAACGUUUUUUGUCUGACAAAGUUGAAGUGAACUAAACAAAAAGUUGUUGAUUUUUUUUAAUAUUUAUAAUUAUAAUAUGGUUUAAGGAUAGAACUCACUUGUAGCGCCGUUUGUUUGCAUAACCAUGGUUUCCAUGUUAUAAAGAAUAACAAAGAUGAUAUGAUACGUAAAAGUUCAAAAUUCGUUCAAGUCUGCGCAUGCCGUCAUCUUAUAACUUAAGUAUGCAUGAUGCGCACGAAAUAAUUUGUUAUAGCAUUUAUUAUUUAAAUCGAUAUCCGUUAAAUCAAUACCUAACAGUUCGCACCACAAGUAAAAAUAAGUAAAAUAACCAAAUUAAACUAGUUAACGCACAGAAUUAAUGACAAGCAAGUGCGAUUGUUAUGUCUAUAACUAGACACCAGCCGCUUCCCUUAAGAAUCCACAAUUUUUGGUAAAAUUUGGAAAAUUAUAUAUAAGUAAAUAUUGAUACAUACUUGUAUUAAAACUUUUUUAUUUUUGCUAUAUUUCAGCGAUUAUUAUAGAGAAAAUUUUUUGAAACAAUAGCAAAAAGUUAAAUUCUUACGUCACGUUACGUAACGCUACGACUAUAAAUCGAGUUCCGCUGCAAGUGUGUACCUACCUUUAUUUAGUGUAAUUUAUCGAUUUAUAUAACAGGCGAUUAUGCAUUAAUACAAUUAAAAUGAGGUAAUGGUAAAUAUUAAUGACUUUUAAAUGGCUUAAUAAAGAUUCCGUAUAAGUCCAUGCGUAAAACGUCGUGUUCUUUCCGCCGCGAGAAACGCGUAGCGUGUUCUUUGCGCCGUGACUGUGUAAUUGAUACAUAAACCUAUAUAGAGUAAUAAUUAUUUAAAACUUUAUACACUAUAAGUUUAUGCGUUCUGUGUUUGUAUAUUUUAAAUAUAAAUGUUUACAUUUCUUUACAUAUUAAUCCAGACUUAGGACUGGCAAUUUUGUUCGAUAAAACAGGCGUGUUUAAAAGUAUAAAAAUCAUUUAUCUUCGUCAUGGUACGUAGAAAAGAAUGAAAUUUAAUUAAUAAAUGUAGUUCUAGAUGCCCACUAUUCUAAUUUCUAUUUUGUGAGUAUGCUAACAUAUUUCGUACCCAUGUUAAAGUUCCAUAUUUAUUCUAUACGACAAACCGUCAAAAUAUGGCGCAUCAUUGCCGAACUUUGUUGUAAAUAAUUCCAUUUUUUAAUAAAUACGUAAAUUUGUUGAUAAUAUUAAAAUUAGAAUAAUGGGCAUCUAGAACUAUAAUAUGACACAAAUGCAACUAAAUUUAUUAAUUACAUUUAAUUUGUUUGUACAUACCAAGACGUAGAUGAAUGAUUUUUUGAAAGUGUGAAGGAAAGUAAAAAUUUAUAUUUAAAAUACACAAACACAGAACACAUAAACUUAUAGUGUAAAUAGUUAUAAUCGCGGCGCAAAACGCACGGAAAAAGCUGGCGGCGCAAAACGCACGGAAAAAGCUGGGGGCGCAAAACGCACGGAAAAAGAUGGCGGCGCAAAGCACACGGCGCUCUACGCGCGACACCUUUCGUACAAACUCUCGGAACUACCGAUUAUUACUUAAUAACGUUUACGCUUCAAACUUCUUGAGGAUCGUCCAUAAACUGCACCCGAAUUUAAAGAGGGAAGAUAUUACAGAUUAGCUUAGCAAUGUGUGUACUUGUUUUGGAUUUGAAAAUAAAGUAUUCCUAACAUACAAGAUUAAAAGAUAAAUUUUUAAAUAACUGACCAGAAUAAAUUUCGACAAAUUAUUCUACGUUAAUGUUUAUCAAGAUAUAACAAUGCAUCAUCAUUCUUUUUUAUUGAAGGGAAUGAUCAUGUCAUUAUUUUAAUUAGUAAGAGAAAGACUUGACUACAUACGACAAUGAGCGAAAGAUUUUUUGAGUUGAAAAAUGCGUAACGUAUUUUAUGA